AUGCUGAGCGCAAGAAGGAUACUGAGGCUUUCUACCGUUGGAAUUAGGGCCUUCAGCUAUGGUAGAUCACAGUUUGCUUCAGGAAAGUGGCUUGACAGACCGCCCACGUUACUACAGGCAGGGCAAGCAAUACAUGAGAGCAGGCCUCACAUGCUGAAGGCGGGGGAAUUGACUCCCGGGAUAACAGCGACUGAGUACUUUGGAAGACGCAUGAAGCUUGCUGAGAGGAUGCAGCCCAAGAGUUGUGCCAUUAUCGUUGGAGCAGAGCUGAAAUACGCAUCAGGGCCUGUAUUUUAUCCAUUCCAGCAAGAUAACAACCUUUUUUACUUGACAGGUUGGUUGGAACCUGAUACUAUUAUGGUCUUGGAAAAACCUACUGCUGACCCCUCAGACGUAAUUUUACACAUGUUUGUUCCGCGGAGAGAUGCUCUAGUGGAAGCAUGGGAUGGUCCGCGCAGUGGCCCUGAUGGAGCAAGAGAGAUAUUUAACGCGGAUGAAUCGAUGGAGAUAAAUAAAGCAAGAGAAGGGUUGACCCACAUACUGAAGAGAUGUGAUUCGGUUUACUACGAUUAUCCAACUACCAAAAGUUCAAUGUCUUCGGGCUUUAAUGAUGUAUUCGGCGUUUCUGUGCCAAGAGCGCACGAAGCAGUACGGAGUAUGAUCGGUUCGUUUGCGGUUAGUGUGAACCGCUUGUCACCGCUGACUACCGCGCUCAGAUGUAUUAAGUCUCCGGCGGAAAUAGACGUCAUGCGUAAAGCGGGUAGAAUUUCGGGCAGGGCAUACAACCAAGCAUAUGCGCAAAGAUUUAGAACAGAGAGGACACUUCAAGCGCAUCUAGAAUACAACUUCAUCGCUGGGGGAUGCGAUAAGCGCGCAUAUGUCCCUGUUGUUGGCGCAGGCAAAAAUGCUCUCUACAUCCAUUAUACUAAGAACGAUGACGUGAUGUAUGAUGACGAAUUAGUACUCGUUGAUGCAGCUGGUUCAUUGGGCGGGUACUGUGCUGAUAUAUCACGCACGUGGCCAGUAUCUGGGAAGUUUAGUGGACCUCAAAAGGACUUGUACGAAGUCGUGCUGGCAGUGCAGCGGAAGUGCAUAUCUCUUUGUUCGGCCAAUUUGGGUUACUCGAUACACGAUAUCCAUGAGAAAAGUGUUGCAUUUAUGCGUGAAGAAUUAAGUAACCUUGGCCUAUCUGGUGCUCACUUUUGGGAUGUGAACAAAAUUUAUCCUCACUAUAUCGGCCAUAACCUAGGCUUAGAUGUACAUGAUGUCCCUGGCGCAUGCAAGAGCUCCCCACUACAAGAGGGCCAGGUUAUUACCAUAGAACCAGGUAUUUACAUCCCGGAUGAACCUGAAUUCCCUGCAUACUUCAGGAAUAUUGGUAUCCGGAUAGAGGAUAAUAUAGCGGUGGAGAAAGAUACUUAUAGGAAUUUGACGGUGGAGGCAGCGAAAGAAAUUGUAGAUAUUGAAAGCAUCGCUCAAAAUGGCGUGUCUACAAAGAUGGGGGAGACACUUUCUCCACUCGAAGACUAA
Messenger RNA from Eremothecium gossypii ATCC 10895, 1530 nucleotides. RefSeq names its product aminopeptidase (gene ICP55). Gene Ontology annotation, cellular component: mitochondrion. The record is from RefSeq and is marked provisional. The transcript has a single exon. The coding region runs from base 1 to 1530 and encodes 509 amino acids. Gene Ontology annotation, molecular function: metalloaminopeptidase activity; manganese ion binding. NCBI's taxonomy places the organism in Eukaryota, Fungi, Ascomycota, Saccharomycetes, Saccharomycetales, Saccharomycetaceae.